AUGAAGACAAAAAAGCCAUUAUCAGCAGCAGAAAGACAGCGACGUUGUCGGAAGAAACGAAAAAGUGAACCAGAAAAGGUAGCAGAAGUAAAACGCAAGGAUUUAGAAAGGUACCACGCUCGAAAAAAGUUGCUGGCAGAUAUGAACGUGAGAGAACAUCGAAUUAUGAAGCGAAAAUGGCAACAGGCAAAUAUAAAAAGAAGAGAGAAGAAACAGAUGCUUGAAAAUGUACUGUUGGACACGCCGGCUCUGUCGCCGAUACCGGAAAACCCACAAAUAAGACCCCAUUCUGCGACACCCACUCUAUCGGAAGCGUCUAGUGCAAGGGGAAGAAAGAAAGUGAAAAGAGAUAGAUCAAAGAUGUACAAAGAUAAUAUUAAAUUACAAGAAAAAAAUAGAACAGCUGGAGAAAAGAAUUCGUAA
Messenger RNA from Parnassius apollo (apollo), 423 nucleotides. Lineage: Eukaryota; Metazoa; Arthropoda; Insecta; Lepidoptera; Papilionidae. The record is from the annotation of a GenBank genome assembly.